AUAACCUUAUACUUUAGCAGAACAAGCUAAAUAGAAGCAUAAACAGACAUCUCUCAAUGAUUAACAAAAUUAAAGUUUUUUGUAAUAUCUUUGUGAUGUAGUUUAAUUUUGCCCUUAGUACAUCAAAAGUAUUUUAUUAUGCUUCUCCAAUGCUACCAAAAGUUUUGUUUAAAGAGGACCAGGAUGUGCUUUCUUGAUAUUGUUUGAUUUCUUGAUAAGUGAUACUUUUGUGCCUGAAAUGGAGAAUUUACCAAACGUUUCUGCUGAGUUAACUGCAGAAUUUGUUUUAUCUCAUGUGAUUGAUGAUGUGUGUCGAUUCUUGGAAAUAAAAGAUCUGUAUUCAGUGGCCAAAGUAUGCAGAAUUUCUUCAUAGAUCAUGGAAAGAUGCAGCAUUACAUGAGAUGAGUAAAAUAGGCCCUAAGGUGACAGUGAUGCCUUUUUUUAGUAAACCAAUGAAUACAAACUGUGAUUCAAAAAUUAACUUACUUGACAGAGCGCAUACCAAGCCACACACAGCCUUGUUGUUUUUUAACCGUUAUCAUUUAAGCUAUGCGUUUCAACAACGAUGUUUAGACUAUGUUAUAAACGCAUACAAAGAACAAUUGGAAUGUAACGUUAUAGCUCUAGAUUCAGAGGAAACGUAUUUUGAUACAAAUCCAAGAGCUUAUCCAGAAGAUUAUGACAACUACGAAUUUGGUUAUGAUAGAGGUAUUCCAAUCUUAUUGUUAUCAGUUUUUAAACAAUCAAAUCUAGUCAUUUCAUAUUGCAUGAAACAAGAUGGUAUCUCUAGUGCUAUUUUUGCACAGAGAUUGUACAAAGAGUUGAUAUCUGAUUAUCAAGAUUCGAAAAUAAUAUUAAUAUUGUUGACUGCAUCACAAAAAGGUACUAAUAUUGCAAGGAAAUUACUGACCAUGAUUCAAAAAAAUCAUGAGCAAACAAAAUACAGCAUAUGGGGAAACGAGUGUUACAGUUUAAAAAAAGUAGACUAUGAUCCUAGCGAUAGCCAAACUAUUAAAGAGCCAGCAGUGGUUGGCAUAAGAAUAUGUGGUCCAAGCAUUGACUCUUGGUCCUUUAUUCUCAAUGCAAAUAUGAAACUUGAUAAGUUUGAGGAACAACUUUUGAAAUUCAAAGAGAAUAUCAAAUUAAAACGGCAUAGUUUGGGGCUUGUUUGUGGUCCUGCUCUUGCACCAUCUGCUAUUAAUGGAGAGCUGCAGGAAUCUUCGUUAUUUAUGAAUCUUAUCAAGAAAAUUUUCCCGGAAAUCCCUUUUAUCGGCCAAUUUAGCUAUGAAUUUUACUUCAAUGCCUAUGGAUGUGAUUCGACAAGCAAUGACAGUAAGACAGUGGUGUCUCUUAUGGCUGUGUCUUUGAUGAUCAUAACACACGACUGAACCGUUAUGUAAAUAAAUAACAGUUAUAGUUUUGUAAAUAGUAACUUUGUAUACUAACCCAAAAAGGUAAUAAAAAUGAACUGUUUUUAUACAAAAUA
This is a messenger RNA of Nasonia vitripennis (jewel wasp), 1486 nucleotides long. RefSeq lists its product as uncharacterized. The transcript is spliced from 5 exons. NCBI's taxonomy places the organism in Eukaryota, Metazoa, Arthropoda, Insecta, Hymenoptera, Pteromalidae. The record is from RefSeq and is a predicted model, not a curated record. Bases 402 to 1388 code for a protein of 328 amino acids. Gene Ontology annotation, molecular function: protein binding.